Messenger RNA from Raphanus sativus (radish), 2176 nucleotides. RefSeq names its product ankyrin repeat-containing protein At5g02620-like. Gene Ontology annotation, molecular function: protein phosphatase regulator activity; protein phosphatase 1 binding. The transcript is spliced from 3 exons. Gene Ontology annotation, cellular component: plasma membrane. The record is from RefSeq and is a predicted model, not a curated record. Lineage: Eukaryota; Viridiplantae; Streptophyta; Magnoliopsida; Brassicales; Brassicaceae. The coding region runs from base 66 to 1913 and encodes 615 amino acids.
AACCACUCGGGACCUUCCUCGCUGAUUAAUUUUUUACUUUAGCUAGCAAGUGUUCUUGAGGAAAGAUGCAGCCCAUCUUCAAUGCGAUCAUUCAGAAUGACAUUCCAGCUUUUCUGGGGUUGGUGGAAGAGAGAGAAUCGUGGCUGGAGGAGAGAAACGUGGAACAAGACGACAACACGGUGUUGCACAUGGCUGCGAAGCAUGGGCAUGGAGAACUCAUCUCCAAGAUUAUUAAGCUCGAACCUUCCCUCAUCCUUUCUCGCAACGCACACGGAAACACACCGUUGCAUCUCGCUGCACUCCUUGGGGACGUAAACACAGUUAGGACGUUGUUAGAGUUUGGAUCGGAAGCGUGUUCCGCACGGAACAACAACCACCGAACACCCCUCCAUUUAGUUUGCCGCAGCAUUUCCACGGAGGCUGCCAGAUUAUUUGCUGAAAAGACACAUUCUGUCAGCCCCGAUGAACUCAGAUUUGCCAUAUUAACAGGAUCCACUUGUGUCACAAGGAUACUACUGGAGAGAUUUCCAGAUCUAGCUAGGCAAUUAGCCUGGUUGGUGGAAGGUUCGCUAACAACGCUAUUGCAUUGUGCAUGUUAUAAAGGAGACCUUGAACUGACAAGUAUAUUGCUAGGGCUCGAUCAAGGAUUAGAAAAAGCUCGUGACACCAACGGUUUAUUGCCUCUGCAUCUGGCGGUCCUGAGAGGCCCGGUUGUACUCUUGGAAGAGUUCCUAGAAAAGGCUCCAUCGUCCUUCAGCUCUCUCACGCGAUCGAAGGAGUCAGUCUUUCAUCUAGCUGCACGAAACAAAAACGUAGAUGCCUUCAUGUUCAUGGCAGAGAGUCUGGGAAUUGACAGCCAAAAACUUCUGCAGCAAGUAGAUGUUAAUGGCAACACUGUCUUACAUAUCGCUGUUUCCAUGUCUUGUGGUACUCCGCUGCUACAAUACAUUGUUGGCAAGAAGAUAAUAGAUAUCAACUAUAAGAACAAGAUGGGUUUAACAGCUUUCCACCUUCUCCCUCGAGAAGCUGAAGACUUUGAGUUAUUAUCAACCUUGCUGAGCUUGGAUACCAAGCUGGAUUCUGAUCAGAGCAGUGAAGAGCAAGAUGAGCACUCUAAUUCAUACAAGAAACCAUCUAAAGAAGGUGUUAAAUCUUUUAAUAUCUCUGGAAACUCAAAAGAGAAUGAGGUAAUACAGAUUCUUAGGUUAAUCGAAACAAACACAUCAAAGAUAGUACAUAUAAAACGAAGCAAGAAAGGGGCAGUUGAAAGAGGUCGUAGAAGCUUAGAACGCGAGAUGCAUAUAGAAGCAUUACAAAAUGCAAGAAAUACGAUUGCAAUAGUGGCAGUCCUGAUUGCUUCAGUUUCUUAUGCGGGUGGGAUAAACCCUCCAGGUGGCGUCUACAAUGAUGGGCCAUGGAAAGGGAAAUCGAUUGUAGGUAACACAACACCUUUUAAGGUUUUUGCAAUAUGCAACAAUAUCGCACUCUUCACCUCAUUGUGCAUUGUUAUUCUUCUCGUAAGCAUUAUACCUUACAAGAGGAAACCAUUGAAGAGACUAUUGGUAGUCACGCACAGGAUGAUGUGGAUUUCCGUAGGGUUCAUGGCAACUGCUUAUGUUGCAGCGUCUUGGGUGACCAUACCACUUUUGCGUGGAACAAGAUGGUUAUUUCCGUCCAUUGUCUCUGUUGCUGGUGGAUCUUUGAUGGUACUCUUUUCCUAUCUCGGAGUUGAGACCAUCGGUCAUUGGUUUAAAAAAAUGAACCACAUAGAUCUAGGCUGGUCCUUGCAAUGGCGUGCAAGAGAAAUACCUCCCAUUGCAAGGACUAGUCCAGAUCAACCCCGAGUGUCUUCUUUUGCAAGGACUAACUCUGAUUUAGCCGCUUCAGAAAAUUCGGGCUAUUUCACCUAUUGAAUAACUGGGAACAUUCCCACCAUGGCGCCACCUAUGAUCAAAAUCUCUACAAGCUGAUUAAUAAAUUCCAAUCAGGUGGUUUUGAGCCAUGCUCAAAAAUUAUAAAUUAAAAUCAAAAAUUUAGAUUAUCUUUUGGAUUGAUUUGUUUUUUGUUUCUUUAGUAUCACGGAAAAUCUUACGCUAUUCUGUAGUAACACUACAUUAUUACUUCUUCGGUUUCAGCAAUAUCUAUAUUCUAGAAAAAAUAUUGUUUCAAAAAGAUA